Molecule: messenger RNA, 3056 nt
Organism: Pungitius pungitius (ninespine stickleback)
Lineage: Eukaryota; Metazoa; Chordata; Actinopteri; Perciformes; Gasterosteidae
Gene: tgfb1a
Product: transforming growth factor, beta 1a
Exons: 8
Coding region: 792-1946 (384 amino acids)
Biological process (GO): transforming growth factor beta receptor signaling pathway; regulation of cell population proliferation
Cellular component (GO): extracellular region
Molecular function (GO): growth factor activity; transforming growth factor beta receptor binding; cytokine activity
Source: RefSeq, a predicted model, not a curated record
GAGAAAAGUUAGAAAGAGAGAGAGCGAGAGAGCGAGUAGGAGUGAGAGGGGAGUGCAAGAGAAAAGUUAGCUGAGCUCCCACAAAUCACUUUGUCACCAGCAAGCUCUGACAAGCAUCAGGAGAGAGGAGAGAGAGAGAGAGAGAGAGAGAGAGAGAGAGAGAGAGAGAGAAAGAAAGAAAGAGAGAGGGAGUUAAACAGCGGUGCGAGUUGUGUCAGACGAGACUGAACGGGGAAGGUGUGAAGGAGCUGCACUGGGCAUAAAAGGAGGGGACACCGAUGGAUGGAUAGAGAGGAGGGAGAACAGAGACGACCCGACUCUCAGAACAGUGUGAGGGACUUCACUGCUGCCGCUGUCUCUGUGAACCGUACGCUCAGAUAAAGAGAAGGAUAUUUGAUCAGGUCUGGGGUGGAAUCUAAGCCGCUGGGGUCAUCGGAUCAAACAACAAUGCUGGUUUCUUUUCACUUUAAGCACACAAUGGUCUAGGACGUCAUCGCGUUACCUGUGUGGCUGAGUCAGAGGGCCGACUCGGCACCAGCGGUCUGUCCGCCCACUGCGAGAUUCUCUCCAUCCAUACGCUCAAAGAAGACACACCAGUAGCCCUAAACUUUGCGGGCCCUCCACACUGCUUUAUUUGUUCUGCUGGUGUAAACACCUCACGUCACUCACACCUCCCCACGGAGUGAUUCACCUCUCUCCAAGCCUUCUCCGGUUGUACACAGGCAGCGAGAGAAAAGGUGAGGGAGCAUACGCAGAGAACCAAAGCGGUCGCAAGUGUUGAGGUCAGCGCCAUGAGGCUGGCGUUCUUGGUGCUCGUGGCUGUGUACACGGCAGGCAACGCGAGCGGCAUGUCCACGUGUAAAACGGUGGACCAGCAGAUGGUGAGGAAGAGGCGCAUCGAGGCCAUCAGGAGCCAGAUCCUCAGCAAACUGCGCUUAGCAAAAGAGCCAGAGACCGACCAGGCGGGGGACGAGGAGGAGAUCCCGACGACCCUGCUGUCCCUGUACAACAGCACCAAGGAGAUGCUGAGAGAGCAGCGGAGGGUGGAGACGGACAUCUCCUCGGAGCAGGAGGAGGAGGAGUACUUUGCCAAGGUGCUGCACAAGUUCAAUAUGACCGCAAUAAACAACACAGGGACCACCAAAGCUUCCAAAACUAUCCCGAUGAUCUUCAAUAUCUCAGAGAUACGAGAUAGUGUGGGAGAUUACCGCCUGCUGACCAGCGCUGAGCUACGGAUGCUCAUCAAAGACACCAAGAUAGCUUCUGAGCAGCGAGUGGAGCUGUACCAGGGUCUCGGGACGCCCCGCUAUCUCGCUUCCCGCUUUGUCACCAACCAGUGGAACGACAAAUGGCUGUCCUUCGAUGUCACUGAGACGUUGCAGACCUGGCUCAAUGGCAACAAGGAUGAAGAGGGUUUCCAACUUCGAGUGUUCAUUGAAUGUGGCCAGACAAAUGUCGACAGUACCUUCAGCUUUAUUAUUUCUGGCCUCGAGUCUGGUAGGGGAGACAUAGGAACCUUGCGAACAAGGGCAAAGCAACCACCCUACAUCCUGACCAUGUCCAUCCCUCAGAACAGCAGCAGCCACCUCACCUCGCGCAAAAAACGUUCCACUGAGACAACGGACACCUGCACAGCCCAGACAGAGACCUGCUGCGUGAGAAGCCUUUACAUCGACUUCAGGAAAGAUCUGGGCUGGAAGUGGAUACAUAAGCCAAAUGGCUACAACGCCAAUUACUGCAUGGGAUCCUGCACCUACAUCUGGAAUGCUGAAAACAAAUAUUCUCAGAUUUUGGCCCUGUACAAGCAUCACAACCCAGGAGCCUCCGCCCAGCCUUGCUGUGUUCCACAGACACUGGAGCCACUGCCAAUCCUAUACUACGUGGGCAGGCACCACAAGGUGGAGCAGCUGUCCAACAUGAUUGUGAAGUCCUGCAAGUGCAGCUAAAAAUACGUGAUGGCCAACACUCAAACACACUGUGAGAUGUGUUCUAGAGCACGGAGGGAGCAUGUGACGAAGGGGACGAGAAACAAAAUGUGGAACAAAAUGUCUGAAGUCAUCGGGGUCUUUGCGGUCACCACCAUUCCUUCUGCAAACACUCUACCUUCAUCACACCUUGAACUUCAUAUAGAUAUUAAAGAUUUCAUUUUCUAUGCCUAUAUAAUUUUCACCUUCCUGUCAUGAAAAAGGCCUGUCCUGAAAUGAGACAGAUGUGUAAAGAAUGUAUGCCAGUUUGUCAGCUCGACAUGAAAAAAAUAUAUCCCCCCCACCCCCACCACCACCAAAAAAAGAAAGAAAAUGGAUAAAGAAUGCCAAAGGACUCGAGGACCAAGAUGAACGUAAUAGAAGAACUCCUUUUUUUUUUUAAAUGACUUUUCUUACUUCCGUAGCAUCGCCCCAAUGAGCUCACAGUUAAAAGGUGCUAUGAAUCCCAGGUAUGGAAAACAGUGGCGGUUGUUGGGGACUUUCCUUGACCAGGAAGCCACAGGUGUUUUUGGAGAUUGUUUGCGUCGCACAGGACAGCAGACAGCUGCGGGGGCGGGGACAGUACGACCCGGGGAAUCUCCCUCUGACUGACUGGUCGAGAGCCAUCAGGCAGCACAGCAGCGCUUCACUCAAACCGUCUUUUUGUAUUUUUUUGCAGACUUGACUUAUACGAUGCUUUUGUUUUGUUCUCAUUGCUCUAAUAUCAGAUUCUCCUUAUGAAGCCUUCUUCAGCCGUGCUGUCAAACAACAUGAGUACUAUCAGGGGAUGUAAGAGCAAUGACAGCGUGUUUUUUUCUCCCGCUCAGGAUUCACAGCAAGCUAGUUGUGUCUAGAGGGUGAUGGUCAGGGUAUGUUGCUGUGGUGUCGUGUUUUAGGGAAGCCGUUGAGACUCAACAUACACAUUUGCUGUUUUAUUAGUAAUGUAGGGGCAAUUUUUUUUUACUCUCAUCUGAAGUGUGAUGCUUUUGCACAACUCAAGAAACAACCCAAAACUUUGUAGUGCACUUACCAUUUGAAAUUUGAAUUUGUAAAUAUUUUAACAUUAUGAAAUAAAAGUUGAUGUUAAAUUAU